Molecule: messenger RNA, 1483 nt
Organism: Colletotrichum godetiae
Lineage: Eukaryota; Fungi; Ascomycota; Sordariomycetes; Glomerellales; Glomerellaceae
Product: mitochondrial carrier domain-containing protein
Exons: 2
Coding region: 496-1122 (208 amino acids)
Biological process (GO): transport
Cellular component (GO): peroxisomal membrane
Molecular function (GO): coenzyme A transmembrane transporter activity; ADP transmembrane transporter activity; AMP transmembrane transporter activity
Source: RefSeq, a predicted model, not a curated record
UAUACCACGACACCACACCCACCAUCCAUCCACUCAACCUCAACCGCAAUUUGCAAGCAACAAUGUCGAAGCCAGUGCUCCCCCAAAACGACAAUGUCGCCCACGCCCUCGCCGGUGCCGGCGGCGGUCUCCUCUCCAUGGCCCUGACGUAAGGCCACCACAAAGCUCCUCCUCCUGCCGUGUAUCCCCAAACGAGAGGCUCCUUUUCUAACCCGCGCGCAUGUGCUUCCGUCAAACAGCUACCCUCUCAUCACCCUCUCCACCCGAGCCCAAGUUGAAUCGAAGCGCGCCGACUCGGCCUUCCUCACAGCCGUCCAAAAGAUUGUCGCCCGCGAGGGCGUCUCGGGCCUCUACUCGGGUCUCGAAUCCGCCCUCUUCGGCAUCAGCGUCACCAACUUCGUCUACUACUACUGGUACGAGUUCACCCGCGCCUUCUUCGAGGCCGCCGCCGAAAAGGCCGGCCGCGCCUCCAAGAAGCUCACGACCGUCGAGUCCAUGAUCGCCGGCGCCAUCGCCGGCUCCGCGACCGUCAUCAUCACGAACCCCAUCUGGGUCGUCAACACCCGCAUGACUACCCGCGGCGGGAACAAUGCCAAUAAGGGCAAGGAAGCCGGCGGCGCCUCCACCGACGAGGAAGCCCAGGUCGCGAAGCCCAAGAAGGCGCCCUCGACUAUUGGCACCCUGCUCGCGCUCAUCAAGAACGAGGGCCCCCAGGCGCUCUUCAACGGCGUUAUUCCGGCGCUGGUGCUCGUCAUUAACCCGAUUCUGCAGUACACCCUCUUUGAGCAGAUGAAGAACACGGUCGAGAAGAAGAGGCGGGUCACGCCGACCAUUGCCUUCUUCCUCGGCGCCGCAGGCAAGCUGUUUGCGACCUCGGUUACCUACCCGUACAUCACGGUCAAGAGCCAGAUGCACGUCGCCGGCAACGGCGAGAAGAAGGAGGGCAUGUCCCAGGCUAUUAGCAGGGUCAUCCGGGAGGAGGGCUACGCUGGUCUUUACAAGGGUAUUGGCCCCAAGGUCACCCAGAGUGUGUUGACCGCCGCAUUGCUCUUCGCCUUCAAGGACGUUCUCUACGAGCAGACCGUCAAGCUUAGGACGAUUGCCGCCAAGAAGCGCGCGUAAAUCACAUCAACAGAGCCAAACUUAAUCCCCCUGCCCCGAGGUCAGAUAAUUUGACCUCGGGUUUGUGGAGGGAAUUCAACAGCGCAUAUAUAUAGAAUAAGCAAGCUAGAGGCAACAAUGCGCAUCAUCAGCGUGGGCCGCUCAGCAUAUAUGCAAGCAGUCAUUUUCAUGACAGACAAAUACCUGUAUUGAUUUAUUUGUGGGAAUAUCAACACGGGGUAAAAACGGGCUGGAUAAAGCGUUGGACACAUGGGGGUUCCUUGGGAUUUAAGUAUCACAUGAUUCCCGGCAAAUUUGGGAAGGGAUGUGUAUUCUAUGAAGGUUUUUUUUUUCUCCUUAGAAAGUAGGAUAUUGAUAAAUC